Messenger RNA from Musca vetustissima, 2909 nucleotides. Its product is annotated as neural cell adhesion molecule 2. Lineage: Eukaryota; Metazoa; Arthropoda; Insecta; Diptera; Muscidae. The record is from RefSeq and is a predicted model, not a curated record. The annotation marks the transcript as partial. Gene Ontology annotation, molecular function: protein binding. The transcript is spliced from 16 exons.
CUUACAUCCGUUCAGGGUGUACUGGGGCGACAGGCAAUGCUACCGUGUGAUAUAACGCCAAUGGAACGUGACGAUGCUGUUUAUAUGGUACUGUGGUUUCGUGAGGGUGAUGGUGAACCUAUUUACAAUUUCGAUGUCCGAGGGAGACAAUUUGGCCAAGCCCGUUUAUGGUCAUCACCAUCGGCGUUUGGUACACGUGCCUAUUUCAGCAGUACCUCACACCCGGCCCAAUUGAAAAUUGACAGCGUUCGUCUGGAGGAUGAAGGUGUAUAUCGGUGUCGUGUUGAUUUUCGUAAUUCACCAACACGUAACCUGAAAAUUAAUCUCACUGUAAUUGUUCCACCGGAGAAACCAGCCAUUUACAAACCCAUACGCCAUGAAAAGGUCAGCAAUGUGGAAUCGUUUAAUGAAGGCAAUGAUAUUGUGCUGAUAUGUGAAGUGUCUGGUGGACGUCCAUUGCCGAAUGUUACAUGGUAUUUGGAUAAUACGGUGAUUGAUGAAUCGUUUGAACAUCGUCCGGACGGUAAGACUGUUAACCACUUGUCAUAUCCAAAUGUUGGACGACAACAUUUGAAUGCCAGAUUAGUUUGUGUGGCCAGCAAUACGAAUUUAACUCCACCGAACAACAAAGUGGUCAUACUGGAUGUCAACUUAAAACCGAUUGCUGUACAUAUAAUGACAAAAGACCGAUUUGUUUCGGCCGAUCGCACAUAUGACAUCGAAUGCAAGUCAUCCGGUUCAAAACCACAAGCCGUCAUUACAUGGUGGAAGGGCAAUAAACAAUUAAAAAAGCUAACAAAAAAUUUUAAUGAACCCGACAAUCAAUCCUUAAGUAUAUUAACAUUCACGCCUACCCGAGAAGAUGAUGGCAAAUAUUUAACAUGUAGAGCGGAAAAUCAAUUUAUUGAGAACAGUGCCAUUGAGGAUAAAUGGCGUCUGGUUGUACACUAUCAACCCACCGCACAUUUGAAAAUGGGAUCAUCACUUAAUCCUGAUGACAUUAAAGAGGGAGACGAUGUCUAUUUUGAGUGUGUCAUUCAGUCGAAUCCAAAACCGUAUAAAAUGUCAUGGUUUCAUAAUGGCAAAGAAUUACAUCACAAUGUAUCAGCUGGCGUUAUCCUAUCAGAUCAAUCACUUGUCCUGCAAAGCGUUUCGCGUGCAUCUGCCGGUGAUUACACUUGUCUGGCUGUGAAUUCUGAAGGCAAAGGCACCAGUAAUCCGGUGACAUUACGUAUACGCUAUGCACCCAUUUGUGCCACAGAUCACGAUGAACUGUUGGGUGCCCUGAAGCAUGAAACGUUGGCGUUAAAAUGUGAAGUGGAUGCAUCACCGCCUGCGGAUUCAUUUCAUUGGACAUUUAACUCAUCCGGCGAACAAACUGAAUUACCAGCACGAUUGCAUUCAAGCGAAACUGGCAUGUCACGUUUGAACUAUACACCCACAACGGAUUUGGAUUAUGGUACAAUAUCGUGUUGGGCCCGAAAUUCCAUUGGUGUGCAAAAAUCUCCCUGUGUUUUUCAAGUGGUAGCAGCGGGUCGUCCAUUUCCAUUACAAAACUGUUCCAUAACCAACCAAUCAGCAGAUUCUAUACAAGUGGAUUGCAUUGAGGGUUUUGAUGGUGGUCUACCACAAAGUUUCAUGUUGGAGUUGGUGGAAUUAAACAAUUUGCGUUUGGCACGAAACAUAACAUUGCAGCACACAACAAGUCCGGUUACAUUUUUUAUUGACAACUUGGAUCCCUUGGCCACAUAUCGUAUGAUCAUUUUUGCCGUUAACGCCAAAGGACGUUCAGAGCCAAUUAUAAUUGAUGAUAUUAAUUUUAAAGGUGUUGCUAAAUAUACAGGUGCUUCCAAUGGCUUGACCGUACCUUUGUCGCCUUUCCUAGCUGGUCUUACGUUAUUCUGUGCUCUACUUUUUGCCAUUUCAUGCAUUAUAUUGGCAGCAAUUUAUCGACGAUUUUCCAAUCGCCAAAACGACAACAAUUUAAAACCAACCAAACACACACAACUCUCAAUACCCGCCGAUUGUCAACUGGACCCCUUGCAACCGAAUCAUCAUCAUAAUCAUUACGAACAGAACAAUCAUCAGGCCCAUCACAGUCUAUUGCAAUCGAAUGGUGAUGGCAAACUACAAGCUGUUGUGGGUAGUGGUGGUGGUGGCAGUAGUAUAGGAGGUGGUAUCGGUGGUGGCGGUGCUUCAUCGCCAUCAGCCUUAAGUAUGGGUGGCAGUGGAGGUGGUGGUGGUAUUAUUGGUGGCAUUAUGGAUUCAUCGACAUUAAGGUCAACUACCCAUCAUCAUUAUCAACAACGACAGUCGCCACAAAUGAUGGGCGAUCCGCCUGAAGGCGAUGACACAGAUCCAGAUGUUAUACCAAAUCAAUAUGAAAAACGUCCACUGAAGUCUAUGAUGGCUUCACCUAUAUUCCGUAGCCCAUCGGCGCGUUUACUGCAACGUGAUUAUUGCACACCAGAUGCUACAGAUGGCGGCGGCGGCGGCCCGGACACACUGGGUGGCAGUGGGAGUGUUAUUGGCAUUACAAAUGGUUCGGCAUUAAGCAGUGCCGAUGGUGUAUCCAGUUUAGGUUCAUUAAAAAGUAAUAAUGGCAGCCUUGGCAUUGGCAAUGAGGUGCUGCAUUACACAUUUAGGCCGAGCAAACAAAUUAGUUAUGCCACAUUGAACAAAAAAGGUAUUACCACAUGUAGUCCACCGUUGGGUGUGGGUUUACCCUUUAGUAGUACAACAACAACAUCAUCAUCACUCUCAUCCUAUCAUCCCACCACUCAGCCAAUGGAAGUAAGUCUGCUAAGUCCCAAUAAUCCAUCGGUAACAUCAUCGAUCAGUGAAUACCGGUUUCGACCGGAAGUCGUUACCACCUCGAAUCGCAUCCAGGAAAGUUGUAUAUAAAUUUA